AUACUUGGUUUAAUAAAGUUUUCUUUUUUUUUUUUUAUUGUGUAUAGAGGCAUUACGUUUGUCCCUUCACAUCACAUUCUUUUCAGCUGUUCCCCCUCUAAUAUACCUAUGGUAUAGUGGAGUUUGAUACAAAGAAUUUACAGAAAAGAAUAGCCUUCUCUACCAGCACUGAUCUGUUUUUGUAUCAUGGUAAUUAUCAUGAAAUGCAAGAGGUUUUUGCUGAACAUUUUAAUCUCCAAUUCUGAUGAGGGCAUCAUGCAGAUGUUUGGUGCCUUGCAGUCAGCGACUGUGGUGACUUUGUUGUUACAGGAUCUCAUGACCGGUCCAUUCGCCGUUGGGAUCGUACUGAGGAGCCUUUUUUUAUUGAGGAAGAAAAAGAGAAGAUUGGGGGAAAUUUUCGAGGCUGACAUUGACAAUACAUUUGAAAACAAACAUAUACCAAAGGAAGAACUUCCAGAGGAGGGAGCUGUUGCAUUAGCAGGGAAGAGAAAUUUGGAAACCCUGACAGCCACCGAUUCAAUUAUUGAUGCACUAGAUGUGGCAGAAGUGGAGUUGAAACGAAUAGCUGAACAUGAGGAUGAGAAAGCCAGAGGAAAAGUUGCUGAAUUCCAGCCAAAUAUGAUUAUGCUUGGGUUGUCUGCAUCUGAUUAUGUCCUUCGUGCUCUUUCAUAUAUUAGCACCAAUGAUCUGGAGCAGACUUUACAGCCAAGUUAG
This is a messenger RNA of Gossypium arboreum, 714 nucleotides long. RefSeq lists its product as uncharacterized. Bases 187 to 714 code for a protein of 175 amino acids. Gene Ontology annotation, biological process: maturation of SSU-rRNA. The transcript is spliced from 5 exons. Gene Ontology annotation, molecular function: snoRNA binding. The record is from RefSeq and is a predicted model, not a curated record. Gene Ontology annotation, cellular component: Pwp2p-containing subcomplex of 90S preribosome; small-subunit processome. Lineage: Eukaryota; Viridiplantae; Streptophyta; Magnoliopsida; Malvales; Malvaceae.